Besnoitia besnoiti is the source of this 1719-nucleotide messenger RNA. RefSeq names its product O-sialoglycoprotein endopeptidase. Lineage: Eukaryota; Apicomplexa; Conoidasida; Eucoccidiorida; Sarcocystidae. The record is from RefSeq and is a predicted model, not a curated record. Gene Ontology annotation, cellular component: EKC/KEOPS complex; cytoplasm. Bases 1 to 1719 code for a protein of 572 amino acids. Gene Ontology annotation, biological process: tRNA threonylcarbamoyladenosine modification. The transcript has 3 exons.
AUGAUGGCGUCCGCACCGUCGAGAUUUUUUACGUCUCCACAUCGCAUGCCAUGCCAUCCGUCACCCACUCCUGGGGAACCUUUCUUGUGCCUCGGCAUCGAGAGCAGCGCGAACAAGGUUGGCGUCGGAAUUGUGUCCUCCACCGGCGCCAUCCUUUCUAACCCUCGGAAGACCUUCAUCACUCCCCCUGGGACUGGAUUUCUGCCUCGAGAAACAGCGCUGCACCAUCAAGGAGUGAUCGUGGGUCUAGUGCAGCAGGCUCUCACCGAAGCAGGGGUGGAACCGAGACAUCUGCAUUGUAUAGCCUAUACGUCCGGGCCUGGGAUGGGCGCGCCGCUCGCAGUGGGCGCCAUGACAGCACGCACCUUGGCUCUGCUCUGGAGUCGGCCUCUUGUCGCUGUGAACCACUGCGUUGCGCACAUUGAAAUGGGCCGUCUGGUAACAGGGUGCAGCAAUCCCGUCGUUCUCUACGUCAGCGGCGGCAACACACAGGUGAUCGGCUAUGCAGAUGGGCGUUACCGGAUAUUGGGAGAGACCUUAGACGUCGCGGUAGGGAACUGCAUCGACCGUCUCGCUCGUUUACUUCACCUUCCAAACGACCCGGCUCCCGGUUACCAAGUCGAGCAGCUGGCACGCCGCUUUGCCGAGGCUCGGUCACUGAGAUUUUGUCCUCUUUCAACACCUCGUUCUGGCGCGGUGCCGUCCUCUGCGCAGCGGGAUUCAGCUGCGCGAUCUGUAGACUGCUCACAAGGGAGCGAUGCAGCAGAACUGCUUCCUCUUCCUUACACCGUGAAGGGCAUGGACCUGUCAUUCAGUGGCGUUCUAAGUCGCCUUGAAGACAUCACCGGAACUAUGCGGCGCUACAAACGGCUUCAGAAUGACUCGGUGCAGGCUGUGACUAGUAGAGAGGGGAUGGAUGCGGGCGCGAGUAUUCAACCGUCGAAAGACGAAACAAUCGGAACGCAGCAUGACACCAAAGGAGACGAAUCCUCAGGGAAGACGCGCGUGUUGAAACACAGUGGAAGUCAUGGGAAGCAAGCGGCAAACGGCGUGGUGGUUGGUGGAGGAGAUGUGGUGGAAGAAUGCUCUCCUUGUUCGAGGACCGAUGGGGGUGAUUCUCAAAAGGAUGACUAUUGCCAGGAGGGAAGCGGAAGCAACGAACGGGGCCCAGAUGGGAAUUCGGCGGAGAAAAGGCGACGUCGAGAAGGAGAAAGACAAAACACGAAGAAACCUGAGCCCUGCCUGUCUAAGGAGACAUUGUCAGCGGCCGAGGAGACUGAGAAGUCAGCCGAAAGAGGGUCGCCCUGUGAAACAGAAAGAGCUAAGACAGAAACUCCAGCCUUGUUCGAGGGUUUGCCCACUCAUCUGCUAUCUCCAGAAAGUCUGUGCUUCAGCGCACAGGAGACUAUUUUCGCGAUGCUGACGGAAGUUACUGAGCGUGCAAUGGCCUUGCAGCAUGCUGACCAAGUUCUGGUUGUCGGAGGCGUGGGCUGCAAUUUGCGCCUGCAGCAGAUGCUUAACGAAAUGGCACUGCGGCGGGGUGCCUCAAUGGGAGGCAUGGAUGACCGUUAUUGCAUCGACAACGGAGCCAUGGUGGCGUAUUUGGGCUGCCUGAUGGCCGCACGCGGUCAAUUCGUUGAGGUCAAUAAAGCUCACUACCGUCAGCGGUUUCGCACCGACGAGGUGCCCGUCCUCUGGCGUGACAACGAGCGACAGUAG